AUGGCUAUUUCUUUUCCAGUGGGGCUUUUACUUGAAGUCAGAGUUCCGCCAUCCCUUAGUGCAACAAUCGGAUCUGAUGUCAGGCUUCCCUGUACUUUUUCUGUGACUGAAUCUCCCUUGAAGUUGGAUUAUCUUGGAUUUUUGUGGCAAUUCAAUGACCAAGAUAUCCUCACUUUCGAAAAUAAUAGGAAAAUCUCAGUACCAAGAGUGGUGUUCAAUGAAAAUGAAGCCAAAAAAGGAGACCCUACUAUGGUUCUUCAAAAUGUUAGUGUCUCAGAUGAAGGAAUCUACAAGUGUACAGUUGUUCACUGGCCAGAUACCGAAACAGGACAAACCCAGCUGACUGUUUAUGCGCUUCCUACAAUCAGCAAUAUUGAGAAGUUGGGUGACCAGCUGCUGUGCUCAGUCACUGGGUUCUACCCAAAAGAUAUCUCUGUUGCAUUAUUUAUGGAUGGAAAAGUGCUGAGCAGUUCUACUUUGGUCAGUAACCAGAAUAUAGAUGGCACAUACAGCAUUAAUAUAUCUGCACCAUUCACAGAGAUGGAAAAAUCGAAGUCAUUUUUCUGCAAAGUUCAACACAAAUAUCUACCAAGCCCCCUUGAGAAGCAUGUACAGCUGGUGGUUGAAGGAGCCAAUGAGAGCGGAUUUAAUGUGUUUUUGUUGGUCGGGAUCCUUGUAGCUCUUGUGUUUAUUGGAGCUAUAAUUGGUGCUGUUUUGUAUUGCAGACACAAGAAAGGUAUAAAAGCAUUUAUAAUGAAUAAAAUUCAGGGUCCUGAUUCUUGGGUUGAUGGAGAGAAGAUUACUUUGUACUGCACAGCAUCUCACUGUACUAAAGAUGUGCAAGCGGCAUGGAUUAUAAAGAAUAAAGAUGGCACAAUGUGUGAGAUCACAGACUUUACAAAGGUGCAAUCAGAAGAGGAAGAGCCUCUCAUGGCCAAGGAAUAUGAGAUGACCAAUGAGAGAACAGAUAAACCAGGGGAAAAGGGAUCUUGUGAUUAUACAACUUCUCUAAGCUUCAUUCCAUCUGUAUCAAGGCAUCUAGACUCAUCCAUUAUCUGUAGGUUUGUGUGCGGGAAAGAGAAGGCGGAGAGAACAUUUCAGUUCAAAUCUAUCUAUGCAAAACCUAAGAUCUUGGAGCCAGUAAUAUUCACACUUUGUGAGCCAGACGAUGUGCAGCUGUCAGUGAAUCUGCAAGGAUUUUAUCCACAAAAUAUCCAGAUAAGCUGGGGCUGUGAUGGGAAAGAGUCCAGAGAGGACAGGACCUCAGAAGAUGAGUUAAAAAAUAAUCCUGAUAAAACUUUUAGUAUUCAAAGCAAAUGUAAGAUCCCUGGUGAUCUCUUCAAAGAUCCGGCUUUUAAAGUGUGUGUGACUUGGCAACAUGAAUCUAUGGAAAGCCCCGAGUCUAGAGAAGUGUCUGUUAGAGAUUUCCCGUGGUGCCCCAGACAAGAGGACAUCCCCAUAGAAAGUAAUAGCAACAAACUAAAUUAUAAAAUCACUAGUUCCACAAUAUUCACUCACAGAAAGCAGGCAGAUGGUACAUUCACAUGUAACGCUUGUUGGUCAUUAAAGGUCCGGCAACCUCAAAGCAACACGAGCAAUUUGUCUGUAGAGUGGAGCACCCAAAGUCUGAAGAAACCAUUACAGACAGCAAUAACUGCACUGCAGGACAAUGAAACAUUCAAAAUCGGUAACAUCCAUGGACCUAAGAAGUGGAUUGAUGGUGAAAAGGUCACAUUAUAUUGCACAGCCUCCUAUUGCCCGGAGGACGUCCAGGUGAUGUGGGUUAUAACAGAGCAUGACGGAACUGUGCGAGAGGUCUCAGAGCUUGCACAAGGAAAGGACAAUAAAGGAAGGAAAGUUGUACCCACUGGAUAUGUUGCAAACAGGGAGAGAACAGAGACAUCAGAUAAAGAGGGACUUACAGACUUUACUACUUCGCUGAGUUUCACACCAUCUAUAGCAAAACACAAAGACAUCACCCUAGUCUGCAAGUUUGUCUGUGGUGGGACAUCCAAGGAGAAAUGGUUUCAACUUGAGUCACUUUUCGCAAAACCCAAGGUCCUGGAGCCUAUAAAACUGUCACUGAGCAGUACUGGAGAGGUACUUUGCUCUUUCAUUGUGAAGGAGUUUUAUCCAAAGAAUAUUCAGAUAAACUGGAGUUACGGAGGGAAGAAUCACCAAGAAAACAAAACAUCAAAUGAGACUUUCACAGAACAUGAUCUCACCUGGAAUGUUCAGACUAAAUGCAAAGUUCCUGGUCACCUUUUUAAAGAUAAAGAUUUUACAGUGAUUGUGAAAUGGAAACACAAAUCUAUGGAUGGCUGUAAAACAAAACAGAUAUCUGUAAGAGAUUUCCCUUGGGAACCUGAAAUUAGGGAAAUACCAAUACCCAAUAUUUUUAACAAUAAACCAGCGACUCUGAUGUGUACAGUUUCUAAUGUAUUUCCUGAUAGUCUGGCUGUGAAGUGGUUAAGAAAAGAAAGUUACACUAACAACCCUGUUCCUUUAUCUGACUGUGACAAAUAUAAGAUUCCGGAUAUCCAGCGAGAGAAGCAUAAAGAUGGCACAUUCAUCUAUAAAUCACGGUUAACUUUUAUUCCAUCUGUGAAGACUGAUCAAGGGGCUGAGUUCAUCUGUAAAGUGGAUCAUCCUAAAUUAAAAAAGAAACAAACAAAAUCAACAGGGCCCCUCCAAAUAACAGCAUUACCAGAUGUGAAGAAUAUUUGUAAUCCUGAAGAUGGGAUAUUUACAUUGGAAGUUGACAGUUUUUACCCUGAAAACAUUACAAUUUCAUGGAAACUGACUCUGGACUCAACAAAAGAAGAGAAUAUAACACUUAACUCCUCUGUUAAAUCUGAUGUGCGUGAAAAUGGCAGCUACAGAGCUAUAAGCACCUGUGACUUGAGGAAAAAUGAUUUAAUUGAGGGGAAAUCAUAUGGUGUAAUAGCCACAGUGGAACAUGAGACGCUGGACUCUCCUAUUCAUAAAUCAUUUAAUAUGGAAAGAGCAAUGACUUUACCUUCUCCAGUUGACCAAAAACAGAACCAAGAAUGUACCACCCCAACCAUGCAAGACAAUGUGAAUCUUUCAAUCCAACCAACAGAUCACCAGAGGUCCAUUAUUAAUGCUAUACAGGGACCUCAGGUUUGGACCAAUGGAGAAAAAGUUUGUCUGUAUUUAACAGCCUCUUACUGUACUAAGGAUGUGACGGUGACCUGGAUUAUAACAGAGAGAGAUGGCAGCGUAUGGGAAAUACCUGACACAGUAACAGAACAGACCAGCAAUACAAAUACAUUAAUUUCUAGUGGAUAUGAAGCAACAAGGGAGAGCACAGAUAAGUCAGACAAAGAGGGGCUUCUAGACAUUGUGAGUUGUCUGACAGUUGUACCCUCUGUGUCUAAACAUUCCGCAAUGACUCUGUCAUGUAAAGUCAUCUGUGAAGCAGAAGUGAAGGAAAAACUAUAUACAUUACAAUCUAUUCAUGCAAAACCUAAAGUCCUGGACCCUAUAAAAUUAAGUCUGUGUGACUCAGGAGAGGUGAUGUACUCACUGAAUCUGCUGGGAUUUUAUCCAAAAGAUAUUGAUAUUUGCUGGGAAUGUGGAACCGACCAGUCACUAAAAACUCUUAAAUCCCAAGAACAUCCACAAGUAAAUCCUGAUAUGACAUUUAAUGCCCAGAGUGAGUGUAAAGUUACAGGAAAAUCUCUCAAAAAUCCAAACUUUAAAGUGCGGGUAACCUGGAAGCACAGCUCUAUGGAUGAGAUGGAAUUCAGAGAAAUGUCUGCAACAGAUGCAGACUUUCCUUGGCGACCUGAAAUACAAGCAAUCCCCAUAUCUCAUGUAAUAAAUGGCAGUGAGGUCACAGUGCAAUACAACAUCUAUAAAUAUUUCCCUGAUGCUCUGACUGUGAGAUGGUUUAGGAAGGAGAGAGGAGGUCAGGUGCUGUCUCCGUUAUCUCACUCUGAGAACUUUAAAAUGUCAGAUCUCGAACACAAGAAGCAGUUGGAUAAAGCAUACAAAUGUACAGCACGUUUGUUAUUUACUCCAUCACUGAGCUCAGACCAAGGAGCAGAAUUUAUCUGCAGAGUAGAACAUCCCAGCCUGGAACAACCAAUAGAAAGAGGAACUGGAGCUCUUGUAGUUAUGUCUAAGCCAAAGAUUACAGGUCCUUUAACAUUAAGCAUUUGUGAUCACAGCAACUUACUGUGUUCUCUGAAUCUGACAAACGUAUACCCUAAAGAUAUCCAGAUCACAUGGCUCUAUAGAAGCGGACAAUACUCACAGGAGGGAUCACCAGAACCAGUAUCUGAAGAGUGUGCAGAUCACACAUUUAAUGUAACUAGUACUUGUACAAUUCCUGCACAUCUCUUCAUAGAUCCAACGUCUAACAUUUGUGUUAAAUGGAAACAUGAAUCUAUGGAUGACCCAGAAUCCAAAGAACUUUCUGUAAAAGAUCCAGGUUUCCCUUGGCGACCAGAGAUGGAGGAUAUUGUCAUUCCUACUCUCUUACCUAAUGAACAAAUCAGAUUACAGUGUAAAAUCUCACAUUAUUUCCCUGAUGUGCUGACUGUAACAUGGUUUAAGAGAAAGAAAGGACAGCAGGAGAGACAGCUGGUUCCUAAUGAAAAGUACAACAUUCCUGAUAUUCAGUCUGUAAUACAGGCAGAUCAGUCCUACACCUGCACAACACAUGUGAUCUACACACCGUCAGUUCAUGCAGAGCAAGAAGCAGAAUUUAUUUGUAAAGUGGAUCAUCCGAGUCUUGUCCGACCAAUAACUAAAUGCACAGGGAUGUUAUGGCUUGUAGAUACACCAUUCAGUCAACCUGAAAAUCAAUUUACAAGUCCUGGACACAAUCUAUAUUUAAUCAAUAAUGAAGAACAUGUUUAUCUUCAAGACACAGAAUUGAAGGAUUUAAAUGAAGCAACAGAUAACCAAACCAGAAGUACAGAUGAGGAGAUGGAGUUAUGAACAGAUUCAUGAAACAACUUAAAGGGACAGUCAAGUCAAAAUGAAACUUUCAUGAUUCAGAUAGGACAUGCACUUCUAAACAACUUUCCAAUUUACUUUUAUCAUCAAAUUUGCUUUGUUCCCUUGUUGGUAUUUUUGAAAAGCUAAACCUAGGUAGGCUCAAACUGAUUUCUAAAACCAUUGAAAACCGCCUCUUAGCUCAGAGCAUUUUAAAAGUUAGACAGUGCUAGGUCAUGUGUUUCAUAUAGAUAACAGUUUGCUCACUCCCGUGGAGUUAUUUAUAAGUCUGCACUGAUUUGCUAAACUGUAUGUCUGUCAAAAGCACUGGCAUAAGGGGGCAGUCUGCAGAGGCUUAGAUACAAGGUAAUCACAGCAGUAAUAUGUGUAUUAAUAUAACUGUGUUGGUUAUGCAAAAUUGGGGAUUGGGUAUUAAAGGGAGUAUCUAUCUUUUUAAACAUUAAAAAUUCUAAAGUAGACUGUCCCUUUAAUGUAUGAUAGUACAGCUGGUAAUAACGACAUUAUUUAAAAAAAAUUAAAUGAUUAUAACAAAAUUGUAUAUUUUUUUUAACACUUAUGGUGUUACUGAACUUGUGUUGUUUUAUAGCAAAAAUAAUCACAAAUGACUGAAUACUUAUGAAGGAACUUUUUUAUUUAAAAUAAAAAGGUGAGAUUAUUCAGCA
Bombina bombina (fire-bellied toad) is the source of this 5651-nucleotide messenger RNA. RefSeq lists its product as uncharacterized. NCBI's taxonomy places the organism in Eukaryota, Metazoa, Chordata, Amphibia, Anura, Bombinatoridae. The record is from RefSeq and is a predicted model, not a curated record.